AUGGCAAACAACUACAACACUUCAAGUAAUUUUACUACCGAACAUUAUCCAUGGUCUAAUACAUCGAUAGGGAUUGUUUCUGGAGAUUCGAUUCCAACCUCGGAUAAAUCGAUGCCACUAUCAAAACAAGAUCACGAACUACCAACUUAUGAUACAUUUACUGCUCCAUCUGCACCUGGCAUUGGUGAUCUACCACCAAACUAUUUUGAUAUAUCAAUUGUACCUAAUGGUGCUAUUUUAUACAAUAAUCAAGUGACUCCUUAUACAGAAGUUUCUAAAGCAGAAAUAGAACGUAAUAAAAAAGGUGUUCGUUCAUUCGAUCCACUUAUUGAUCAAAAUCCCGAUCAAUUAUGGCUUUAUUUUAUGACUUAUCUAAAUGAAAAACCACAAUUAAAAGUCAAUAUUAAGGGUUCUUAUACAGAGUAUUAUACAACAACUGAAACUUAUACUGAUUCUGAUGGGAACACGCAAACUCGUGAUGUUCAGCAAUCUCGCACUGUGACUGAGUUUCAUUUUUCUGUUGAUAUAUCGCCGUAUAUUUGUAAUCAAUGGUGGCGUGUAGCUGUUGUUCCAUUGACAAAAGCAGUUAAUCCUGGUGAAAUGGUUACUUUUAGAGAUGCUCUGGAACAAUAUACACUUUCAAGAAAGAAAAUUAAAGAAAUUGUAUUGCAAAAGCAAUUACUUGGCUGGAAUUUAGUAGAAUUGCAACGACAACUCAUUACAUUAGUUCUUUCAACCGGCUACCGUAAUGACAUUUGUAUCACUUAUAGUACAUUUAAUCAGGAAAUUGUUGCUCGUUCAUCUUCCAAACUCAGUCGUUUUGCUAAUUCGAGUAUAGUUCGUGUCUUAUGUUGUAUUUCCUGUUUAUGUAUUAUCUUUGGUCCCAUUUAUUAUUGCUUACGUGAGAUAGGCUCAACGCGAGAUAAAAUUGUCGCCGAUUAUAUGUUAAUGAAAUCAGCUGAUACUUUUCUUCAAUUUAAUGCUCAAAUGAUUGCUAAUGCAGUAAAACAACGCUCAUAUGAAUCUUAUGUAGCACAUUUUGCUUAA
This is a messenger RNA of Rotaria sordida, 1047 nucleotides long. The record is from the annotation of a GenBank genome assembly. Lineage: Eukaryota; Metazoa; Rotifera; Eurotatoria; Philodinida; Philodinidae.